Molecule: messenger RNA, 1187 nt
Organism: Acanthoscelides obtectus
Lineage: Eukaryota; Metazoa; Arthropoda; Insecta; Coleoptera; Chrysomelidae
Source: the annotation of a GenBank genome assembly
GUGAGGUUACUUGCAUAAGAGCCUGAACGUAUUCCAUUCGUAUAUCGCUUUCAGAAUGAGUAAACGUACGAGGUUGAUUUAACAGUUAGUGCAGAAUCGGAAAAAUGAAGGGAUCUCAGACCGACCCUUACACCUACAGGCCUAUAGCUCUGCUUUCUGUUUUAAGUAAGGUGAUGGAGAGGUCCAUAAAUCACGAGCAUCUGGACUACCUCGAACGCACCAGGCAGUAUGGUUUCCGGCACCAACGAUCCACAGGGGAUCUCCUAGCUUACGUCACUCUAUUGUGUCAGUCUUAUGAUGAGGCUCAUGUCCUGUGGCACGCUGCCCUCUUAAGCAAACUUCGAUUCUAUGGCCUCCCAGAAAAGGUUUGCAGAUGGGUGGCUGACUUUAUCUCUGGCCGUAAGAUAUCCGUCGUAAUUGACGGGUUCUCCUCUUCAUCCCACAACGUCAACGCGGGUGUUCCCCAGGGAUCGGUCUUGGCUCCGACACUGUUUCUCUUACAUAUCAACAACCUCCUUUCCUGCGCGAUCAACCCAAUCCACAGCUUCGCUGAUGACAGCACUAUACAUGCAGGAAUUCAGAGUGACAAGCCGAUAUCUGCCGCUGAGUUGGAAAAAAGAAGACUAGCGAUGACUUCCUCUCUGACAAGAGACCUGGAGGGUAUCACUGCUUGGGGACGCAACAAUCUUGUACAGUUCAAUGCUUCCAAAACGCAUUCUGCCAAAGAGCCAUUCAUUUCGGCUGCUGCUGGGAAAAAGCUAGGCUAUUUGUUUAGGGCUAAGAAGUACUUUUCUCCGCAUGACCUUCUUACUCUAUACACGGCCCAGAUAAGGCCUAGCCUCGAGUAUUGCUCACACAGGAGGGCGGUCCGACUGAUCGAUGACUCUUCUCUAACAGACAGUCUCGGGAUUCUUUCGCACCGGCGGGCUGUCGGCGAUCUAGCUCUUUUCUACCGUUACACCAACGGGCUUUGCUCCUCAGAGCUCUCUUCCAUGAUGCCGUCGCGCGAUGUGCCUGCCAGACAGACCCGCAUGACUUUGGCGUCCCAUCCUAACCGUGUCGAACUUCUUACAUCCAGAACCGGCCGAUACGACCGCUCCUUUGUCCCGAGGGAAGCUUUUCCCAGUUCUAUUAACCUUAGGCAGUUCAAAAAUCUUAUUAAUAAAAUUUCUUUGGGAUCAUCAUAG